AUAAUGUAUUUGUUCAAAUGUGAACUUUGUAAUUUUGAAACAAGGCUUAUAAAGCCAUAUGUUGCCCACUGGAGACUACAUCGAAAUGUUCACGGUAUAACAUUCCCUUGUGGUGCCCAAUCUUGUAAUCUCCGCUUCAAAAACUACAAUUCAUUCAAAUAUCAUGUUUUUCGUGAUCAUAAAUUAACUAAAAACACGCCUAAACUUGAAAGCGCAAUUUUCAAUUGCAGUGAAUGUGACACAAGUGUCAUAACUAGUUUGCCACAAUUAAUUUCACAUAUCAAAUUUCAUAUUGAUAAUGGAAUCAAAAUGCAAUGUCCUUUUUAUAAUUGUAGUCAUAGCUAUGAUAAAAAAUCGUCUUUUAGCAGCCAUAUUAGUCGCUGCCAUCAUGAUUUAAUAAGUGUUAAUGAAUCAAACAAUUUAAAACCCAUUUAUUCAUCAAAUGAACUACACAUUCAAGAAGAGCCUAACAUCAAUUCCCUGGUACCAUUUCCUAGCGUAGAAAAAGAAACGUUCUCAUCUGAAAGCAUUUUGAAUGAUCCCACAUUAAACCAGAAUUAUCUAACUAACUUAGGUUUAUUUUAUCUAAAACUAGAAGCAAAGAACCUUUUACCUUCCAGUACUAUUCAAACUAUAUGUAAUGAGUUACUAAAUUUGAGCACUGUAAACAGUGAAAUCAUCUGUGAAAAGGUUAAAGUAAAACUUUCAAAAUUUUUAGUUUCUGCUGAAGAUUCUGGGAAAAUUAUAUCAGAGAUUAAAACUAAUGAUUUAUUUAGUAAGUAUAAUUCAGAAUUUUUUAAAACUGAUUACAAAAGAAAAUGCUUUUACAAGCAAAAUUUUAACAGUUACGUUGAGCCUGUUGACAUAUACCUAGGAAGAAAUGCCAAAAAACAACCCUCAUUUUGUCAAUAUAUACCACUAUUGGCAACAUUACAAAAUCUGAUGACUAAUAAAACAGUUACAAGUUUGAGUAAUGAUUAUGUGCAUUCAAAAAUAAAUGAUGGCACAUUACGUGACAUUUGGGAUGGAGAAGUUUUCAAGAAUAACGAGUUGCUUAGCCAAUAUCCAGAUUCUUUGCCAGUAAUACUGUAUCAAGAUGCAUUUGAAAUAGUAAAUCCUCUUGGAUCAGCAAAAAAAAUUCACAAAUUGAUUGCUGUUUAUUUUUCACUAGCAAAUUUACCGCCUUUUUACAGAUGCAAUAGUGAAAACAUUCAACUGCUUCUUUUAUGUAAAAAUUCAGAUUUUACAUACUUUGGACAAGCCAAAAUAUUUUCACCUUUAAUUAAUGAUCUGAAAACUCUUGAAACUCAAGGGAUAGUUGUUAAUGGCAAAACUGUUAAAGGUACUGUUUGUUGCGUUGUUGGCGAUAAUUUAGGCUCACAUUGUAUUGGUGGAUUUGUGGAAUGUUUUAAUGCUGAUUAUUUAUGUCGUUACUGUAUAAUAAGGAAACAUGAAUUUAUCAACAAGCCACAUUCUGUUGGUGAAAUAAGAACGAAGGAAAUUUGGCUUAUUUUCAUGUUUGUCUGCCUGGAUUGCCACCUUGUCUUGGACAUGACCUUUUUGAAGGAAUAA
Molecule: messenger RNA, 1572 nt
Organism: Parasteatoda tepidariorum (common house spider)
Lineage: Eukaryota; Metazoa; Arthropoda; Arachnida; Araneae; Theridiidae
Source: RefSeq, a predicted model, not a curated record